GCAUGCUGGGCCUGGGACGCCGCCGGGGCUCGCGCCCUGGGCUGCUCGGCCGCCGCUGCCCCGGGCGCCCGGCAUGUCGGUGCACUACACCCUGAAUCUCCGCGUCUUCUGGCCCCUGGUGACUGGCCUGUGCACCGCCCUCGUGUGCCUCUACCAUGUCCUGCGGGGAAGCGGGGGCGCCCGGACCGAGGCCCCCGAAGGCGCGGACGGCGGCUUCCCGCUGCUCAAGGUGGCCGUCCUGCUGCUCCUCGGCUACAUCCUCCUGCGCUGUCGCCACGCUGUCCGGCAACGCUUCCUGCCGGGGUCUCCCCGCCUGGGGGGCCACUCCGCCUUCUCUCCUAGACACUUAGGAGAGCCCAGCCUCGACAUCUUGCUGGAGAGUUACUACGAGCACGAGGUGCGCCUGUCGCCGCACGUGCUGGGCCACAGCAAAGCACACGUGAGCCGGAUCGUGGGCGAGCUGGUGCGGGCUGGCCGCGCCCGAGGGUCCCCAGGCCCUAUCCCCGGGGGAGCGCUGGCCUUGGCCUUUCGCGGAGAUUUCAUCCAGGUAGGCAGCGCCUACGAGCAGCAUAAAAUCCGCCGGCCCGACGGCUUCGACGUGCUGGUGCCGCUGCGCCUCCCUCCCCUGGUGGCGCUGGAGCCGCGGAGCCUGGGCGCGGAGCCCGCGCUGGCCCCAGCCUUCCACGGCUGCUUCGUGUGCGCACUGAAGGCGCCGCCAGGGGCUUCCGGGGGCCACUGGCUCCGGGACUGCAAAGCCUUCGCCGACGGCUUCUGCGUGGAUGUGCGCGGGCGGCGCCAUCUCUCGGCUACGUUGGUACUGCGCUGGUUUCAGUCGCACCUGCAGCGCUCCCUGGCCACGGUGCGCUACAGCCUGGAGGGGCGUUGUCGGGUCAGCCUGACCCCAGGUGGCCUGGAGCAGCCCCCUACCCUACACGUCCUGCCCUGCCGCACCGAUUACGGCUGCUGCCGCCUUUCCAUGGCCGUGCGUCUCAUCCCUGCCGUCCACUUGGGCGACAGUGUCUUCCUGGUGGCCCCACCACCGCCACCCUCACCCGUCGGGCCCCUGUCGGAGCUCCCGGGAGGCCUGCGCGCCGAUGCACUGUGGGGUGUGAACACGGCGCGCCAGGAGCAGAAGCUGCUGAGCUGGCUGCAGGAAAGGGCCCCUCCAGGUGCCUGCUACCUCAAGUGCCUGCAGUUGCUUAAAGCUCUGCGAGACCUGGGCGCCCGCGGGCUGGACCCGACGGCCGCCACCCAGUGGGGACGCAUCCUAUCCUCAUACGUGCUCAAGACAGUGCUGCUGGCGGCGCUGCUACGCCAGGGGGCUCCCGCACAAGGCUGGGACGAGGCGCACCUGGGCGAGCGCUUGGAAGAGCUAGUACAGCUCCUCAGGGAUUGCCUGUUGCGACGCCGUACACUCUUCCACUGCCUCCUGGGCCCUGGAGGGGCGGCCGCCGAGGUGGGCCCACUGCCCAAGGUACUGCGUGAAGCCACCCCGGUUGACCUCCUGGCCACUUUCGACAGGCAGGCCCGGGAACUCGCGGCAGCACGGUUGCUGUCCACGUGGCGAAGGCUGCCCCAGCUUCUCCGGGCCUAUGGGGGUCCCCGCUACCUUGCCAGGUGUCCCCCACCCCGGAAUCAGCGCCCCCAGGGGUUCCCUGAAGAUGAACCAUAAACCCUGCCAGAGCCCCAACCUGGCCUGGUGCUCCUGAAGCCUCACCCACCA
Molecule: messenger RNA, 1723 nt
Organism: Lipotes vexillifer (Yangtze River dolphin)
Lineage: Eukaryota; Metazoa; Chordata; Mammalia; Artiodactyla; Lipotidae
Gene: ITPRIPL2
Product: ITPRIP like 2
Exons: 1
Coding region: 74-1672 (532 amino acids)
Source: RefSeq, a predicted model, not a curated record